Drosophila subpulchrella is the source of this 8290-nucleotide messenger RNA. RefSeq lists its product as uncharacterized. NCBI's taxonomy places the organism in Eukaryota, Metazoa, Arthropoda, Insecta, Diptera, Drosophilidae. Gene Ontology annotation, molecular function: stretch-activated, monoatomic cation-selective, calcium channel activity; ice binding. The transcript is spliced from 6 exons. Gene Ontology annotation, cellular component: plasma membrane. Gene Ontology annotation, biological process: calcium ion import across plasma membrane. The coding region runs from base 628 to 4539 and encodes 1303 amino acids. The record is from RefSeq and is a predicted model, not a curated record.
GCACAGUCAGUGCCGUUUGGGGCCAUCAGCAGGAAGCAGGAUUGUACGAUUUCUUAAUUAAUUAAUUAUGUGAGCAACCCAAACCCCCAAAAAGAAAAUAAAAUAAAAGAUAAAAAACCAAUUCAACGAAGCAAACGAAUUUCAAAAUGUCCAAUACCAAAUCCAAUUCCAAGGUUAUUGUGCACCACCAGCAAACGCAACAACAAAUACAACAAUAAUAAUAAUAAUAAUAAUAAUUAAAUAAUAAUAUUAUGAGAAUAACAGAAAAUUGAAGCGUAAAGCGGAGUGUGUUUUCGAAAACGUCGUUGAACAAACGCGAGAAUCGAAUGCUGGCCAGUGAUUAGCUGGCAAAGGGAACUGCGAAAUCUGGCCGGGAUUCAUGCCGGAUGUGCUGGAUGUGGACGCAGGGCAGCAACUGAAGCUGGAGCGGCUCUGGCCCUGGGAACAGAGGGAUCAGCAGACGGAUCGAGAGAGAGCCGAUCCAAGACCACCAAGAAUACCGCUCCGCAGCCCACACUACUGAUGAUGAUGGGGCCAUGAGCCCAUCAUUACUCGCAUUGAAUUGGAGUCGCAAGCGCGUCUCAAGCGGGCCUGCACCAUGCUAGCACCGCCGAACCCGAGGUCAAUAUGCGGCCAGGACCCGGGCUGGUCGUGAUGGCGCUUGCGUUUAUUUCGGGGGCUCGGCGUGGCAGCAGCAGCAGCAGCAUCAGCUCAGCAACAGCAACACCAGCGGCAGCAACAGCGGCAGCAACAUCUGCAUCUGCAUCUGCAGCAGCAGCAGCAGCAGCAGCAACAUCCGCAGCAGCAGCAGCAGCAGCAGCAGCAGCGGCAGCAGCAGCGGCGGCAGGAGCAGCAGGAAGGGGCAGAGGCAGAGGCGGCGGCGGAGGAGGCGGAGACCGAGGAGUUGCAACCACGUUACCGUCCACUGGCGAGUCGUCGUCGUCAUCGUCAUCGUCAUUCGUUCGCAGCUCUGGCUCAUACCUGCUGCCCAUCUUCCUGCCCCACCAUCUCGACUUUGCGCUCCAGUUCCACCCACAACUGCCGCCGAGGUUGUACUACGACCAGGACCACACCGAGCACUCCGAGUCCUGGGUGUCCUCCGCUGGUAUUGCGGACAGGCGGCAGCAGCGGCGACGGCGACGCGAGAGCAGCAGCAGCAGCAGGGAUAUAGCAGGUAGGGCAGGCGGGACGGGAACGGGAACGAGAGCGCCAGGGGUCACAGCCUCCAGCGAGGCCAACAACCAGGUGGAACAGGAGCAGGAGCAGGAGCAGGAGGAUCAGGAGGAGGAGGAGGAGGAGGGGGAUCGUGCAGGGCUGACCGUGCAGUUCCCCUCGUCGCAGGCCUACGACGAGGACCAGGACAUCUUUGCCCUGGUGGCCGAGGACGACCUGCUGUCCGAGGAGUCCUUCGAUCGCCUGAUCAAGCUCAACGAAGACGCCGACGAAGAGGACUACAAUCUGCAGCAGCAGCAGCAGCAGCAGCAGCAGCAGCAGCAGUUGCAGCAGCAACAGCAACCCCAAGCGGAAACGGAAAUAGACACAGAGCCAGAGAGCGAGAGAGAGAGGGAGACGGAGAUAGAGACCGAAACGGAAACGGAAACAGAAACCGAACAGCAGCAGCAGGACGAGAGCCGACUGAUUGAUGAGGGUGUCCUGCAGCACAGCGACCACAGCGACAGCCACUCGAAGGAGUUCGCCAACAACUACGAUAAUAACAAUAAUAACAAACGGGAGGCCAGCGGCCACAUCCUUGAUGCCCAGACGGCCCAGUUGAUCGGCCACAAGGAUAACAGCCUGUCCGCCGUGUCCGCCACCACCGAGUCGGCAGGAGCCAGCAGCAGCAGCAGCAGCAGCAGCAGCACCACCACAUCCUUGCCAGCACCCGUGGAUCUGAAGAAGUCCAUUCUAGGGACUGCGACUUCGCUAACACGCCUUAAUCCUUGGAUAUCAGCCUGUGAUCUGGCACAGCCGGGCACAGCAACCGACUUGCAGGGUCAGUGCUCGGCUGGAACACUGCCCAUGGCCUGGGUCGAUGAGGGACCCGGGCCCCCAACCUGCCCCCGAUCCUGCGCCGAGCAGCAGCAACUGAGGCCAGCGGCCUCCAAGGCGAAGCGGAGUGCCACCAGUAACAAUAAAGUCAAGUAUUUCGUAAACUUUAAGACAGCCCAGAUGCGUUUGCGCCGCGGUGGGGACUACGCGAUGGACGCCACCGAGAGCAAUUCCCCGCUGCCGCCGGGCACCAGCAGUAGCAGCAGCACCACCACCACCACCGACGACCAGGACGUGGACGAGGAUGUGUCCUCCACCACCACCACCACCACCGAGGAGGAGGUGCCGGAGCCAACGCUAUCCUACAGCCAUCUGCAUGCCCAGGAGCCAAUCCUAAUGCACCAGGAUGAGCAGGAGGAGCAACAACAGUGCCUUGAAUAUCUGGGCGAUUCCGCCGAGUCGAGUCCGCAGCACCUGUGCGGCCUCCAGUCACCUGGCCAUCUGCUGGAGCGGCUGAGGGUGCUGCGGCUGCGCAACUGCUGCGAGAGGAGCGUCUUCAGUGCCCUCCACACGUUGGCCCUGAAUGCCAGCCUCUCGGACCGGCAGGAGUGCUUCCGCGUCCUCAGCGAUCUGCUGGACGUGGACAACCUGGCCAACAGGAUCACCUGCGAGCUGGCCGAGAUCCUCUUCCGCUUCGACUGCCGGCAGGUCUACUCGCUGAUCAAUCAGUGCGACGAUUGCAAGGAAGCAUAUCGUCGCUGGGUCUGCAGUACACUAGUGCCAUAUUUCGCCGAGCCAAAGGACGUGUCGCCGAAGCCAAAGGACGAUGGCCAGGGAGGUCAGGGAGGUCAGGGCAAGAGCAAACGGUCGGCGAGGAGUGCAGAGGCGGCGGCGGACGGCAUCAAGCAUAAAUCUCUGAAAUUAAUCAGCAAUAACAAUAAAUCAAAUAACGGCAAUAACAUGAACGAGCGUCAGAUUAAUCAGAAGCAUGACAAGAGCUCGACUGCGAAGGCGCAUGAGAACCCAAACACCAACUCGAAUGCGAAUGCCAAGUUGAACUCGAAAGCCAGCAAGGACAUUGACCGCAGCGUGGAGGAGGCGAUUGGCAAGGACCUGGCCCAGACAUUCUUCGAUGUUGUUGGCCUGUCUAAGCCACGGCCCGGGGCAGAAGUGGAGGUCCUGCCAGAUGACGAGCCAGGAGCGGACUCCGAGAAUGCGGACAGGGAUCGGGAAAGGGAACGGAACAGGGACAGGAACAGGAACAGGAACAGGGAGACGGACAGGGAUACGCAGGCUGAGGCCGAACAACAAUCCAAUAAUUUCAUAUCGACUGCCAAUAAUUCGGAUCCCAGAGCCACGGAUCCAGUGAUAUCAAAACUACAGAAGAGAUCAACACGCAAGACAGAGUUCCGUAAGCGCCGCCGAAUCCGGCCGUGUCUGAGCGUCUGCCAAACCGUGGAACAAAAGUGCCCCUACCUGCUGCCCGCCGAUCGCGCCCCCGCGCUGCCCACCCAAUAUGCCGGCGAGCCGACAUUUCUCUGCCUAGAUCAAAACAUACCCGAGACAGGGGCGCAGCUGGAGAAGUCGAGCUACGGGCCCAACGAUUGCUGCUACAGCUACUGCAACGGACCUGCCUCGGGGAUCUGCACCGUCUGCCAGGAGUUCAGCCAGCCGAGGACGCAGGAGGAAGAGGUCUCUGCCCAGGGGAACUCCUCCACCCGCCGGGUGCACAACAUCACGCUCUCGCUGAGCUCCCAUCCCGGCGAGCAUGCCCGGGCCAAGAGCGUGGCUCUGGCCCUGCGGAACGUGACUCACACCGGUGGCGAUCCGGAUGCCGUGGAAACGCUGCUCGAACGCCUGCCGUACUAUGCCCGCCACGAGGGGAUCUUCUACUAUGAUGAGGAGGGCGAGAUGCCGAAGGCCUCCCUCUCCGGCGACUGUGCCGUUGUGCCGCCGGCGACCACGCGCUGCACCAUUCCGUACUAUGCCUCUGGAACGGACGGAUCGGUGGCCAAGGCGCCCACGCAGCUGCUGGUCUGGCUGAGCGCCCUGCUCGGCCUGCUCAGCAGCUGUGGAGCGGCCCGCCAGAGGUGGAGCUGCCAGUGGAGCGGCGGCGGAGGAGGAGGAUGUGGAGGGCACCGGGGUCGCAGUCGCCAGGCGGUGACCUGCGAGGCCAGCUGCCAUGAGCAGGAGUUGGUCAAGAGCAGGCGGACUCCAAGGACGACGGCUGUCAGGGAAAGGAAGGAGGCAUCUCAGGAUAGCCAGCCAGUGCCCACCAGAUCCUGGCUGUGGCCCACCUCCUGGCACACUUACCGGCUGACCUGCAGCAAAGUGCGAUACUUUAGUAGCCGGAGUAAGUUCAAAGGUCAGUCCAGGCCCAGUCGCAGUGGCUCCACUAGCUUUACGGACUCCGCCAGCGGACUCCAGUGGAGUCCUGUGGGGGCUGGGUGCAUUAGGACUAGGAACUAUCGCUACUUCUACUACUACAACUACAACAUCAACGAUUGGUGGCGGAGAUGGUGGCGCUGCCUCAGCAGCGGCGCCUUAUAGUGCCUGCGAAGGAUAAGGAAGGGAUAGAGAAGGGAUAAGGAAGGCAUUCGGAAGGCAUUCCGAAGGCAUUCGGAAGGACUUCCAUGACAACUCCCCUAGUGGAAAGGCGAUAUACCAAAUACUAAUAAUAGCUAAAUCAGAAUCGAUGCAUUAUAGAUGUGACAAUGGUCAAAACAAGAGACACACAGAACACACAACACAACAUAACACACACCAGAUCCAUGGAUUACGAAUUAAACGAAACGGAAAACAGAAACCACUUAAAUAUUUAUGGUCCUCUUUCAAACGAAAUAAAAACAAGCAUGAAUUAAUUAUAAAUCUCUAUUGAAACAAAACCAAAAUAGCAUAUUUUAUUACAACUAGAACAAAGAAUAUGAAUAUUUAAUUAAACAAAAAGCAACUGCCACAAGAAUAGGUUUUUUAGAUAAACGAUAACGGAAGUAUAAAAGGAAACAAAAAAAAAAAGAACAACAUUUAACAAAACGCAUACAACUAAAAUAUAAAAGGGGAUACCGACGGAAAAUAUAAAUAGUUAUUAAUUUAAUUACUGGCGAACAAAAAUACGAAAAGUUUAGGUUAGCUAUAAAAACCAAAAAAAGACGAAAAGAAAAAUCCAAAUUUACUAGACUAACAAUUUGAAGACGGCAACACGGCGAUUGGAGAAAGUAAAAGGGCGGAAAAUUAAGACACCAUUUCAGUCGGAAAACAUCGUAUAGGCCGCGUAUCAACCACCUUUCAAAGAAAAAGCGAAACGUGAACUUUACUUAAAUUAGUUUAAACCGGUAUAUAUAUAUGCUAUAUAUACCAUAGUCAAGGUGGGAGCGAUUUAAUUAACAAUUAAAACAAUUAACGGGAAUGGAAAACCAAAAGAAGCCGCAAAAGUGUCUAAAAACGUCUUUAUUUAGUUUAAAAAAAAAGAAUAAGAGUGGAAACGUAAACAUUUGUAUAAUCCCAGAAAAAAACAAAAGAGCCAAAAUGAAAAAGAGAAGAGUAUGUAAAGCGCACAGUAAAAACGUAUCUUUAAGAUUCAUCGACCGACAUAGCGAAUCUGCAUUCUGAAUCGGGUAAAAAACAGAAACGGAAACGGAAGCAUUACCAGCAUAUAGAACCAUGCGCCACAUAGGUCAUACAUUUGAGUAUGCAUAUAUGAACGAUAGAUAUAGUCAAACAUGUGCAACGUAAGCCGCUAAAUAAGAUAGAGAGGCGUGGUCAGAAACCGAAACAGAAACAACAACAAUAUACCUACUAUAUAAAUACUAACAAUGAAUAAUAAUACUUUUUGUAAUAAAGUGAACUCUAUGUAGCGUAUAUAUAUAUUAAUUAUAUAUAUGAAAUAUAUAUAUUUAUAUAAUAUAUAUUGUCUUAACAACUUAUCGUACAUAACUUGCAGCAAAAAAUGAAAACUAUGAGAAAACAAAUAACAAAAACCGAAAACCAAACGAGAAACCCCGAACCCCCUAAAGGCGAAAACAAAACACGUAAAUAAUUAAGAAAUAUUGAAAUAAUUAGUCGUAUUUGGUAUUAACUAAUUAACUAUUAAAGUAAGAACUAAACAAUUUGAGAGAACCCUCUGAUAGAGCACACUCGCCCACACUCUCACAGAUAUAGGAAGACACCUUCUUUGAGCACUCCUAAAGGUUCAGUUACAGUAAGUUUCCCCACUUUCCACAAUCACUUCCGAUCACCACCUGUCACUCCAAUACUUUGACACCCCCUACUAUGUUUCCGGAAAGGUGUUUCUUUCGAUCUUCUUCUCUGAGGUCUAUUAUCGAACGGUUUAACCCACUGCAGGCAGUGUCGGAGUUACCAGGAUUUAAGUCUAUUAGGAAUGCUCUUCCGUUGCUAAAUCGGAACGUUUCCAGCAUGAAUUUCCACUACAAAAUUUGCAUUACCAAAAACUGACGAAAUUACUUUAGGAGGAGAUAGGAUAGCAGGAUAGCAGGGCGGUAUGGAUUUUGUUAGAUGUCGUAGUAGUAACGUAAACAAUUUAACGAGCCUUCAUUACGAACCCUCCAUUUCUCUCCGUUUAGCCCCCCCUUAUAUCAAUAGAUCUUUGUAAAUACAGAUUACGUAUGAGCAAUUCGCCUCGUCUCCAUCUGCACAGUCCUAUCACCAAAAAGCGAUCCAUACAAGUAUAUCUUCCACUUCUCGCUCUUAUGAUUCCCAACUCCAAAGUUUCCCCUAAUUGCGGUCAUAUAUGCGAAACUCUUUCCGUAACAUAUAUAACAAAUGUAUAUGAACGUUGAGGUGGCCAAACUUUUCACUUAUUGGGGCGAAUGCGUAACCUUUUCUAAGCAAACAAAACCACAAGGAGCGUGAAAGUAGGAGGAAGGCGGAACGACACCGUUAUCAAACAUUUCAAUGGCGGAACGGAAGCGGAAACGGAAAUGGUAACGGAAACAGAAACAAAACAGCAAAGGAACAGAGCAGAGUCAGCCGCUGGCACAAAUUGCGCGCAUAUAGAAUGCAAAUUGUUAUGAAUUAUUGUGUACUUUUGUAAAACUUUUUGAUAUAUAUAAUAUAGUUAACAUGAAUAGAUGCCUAAAUAAUAAUAAAUUAAAUGUUAAUUUAUUUAAAUGUAAACAAUAAAUAGAGAAGGACACUGGAGUAGGCCGGGGCAUCGGCAUCGGUUUGUUUUGGUUUUGGUUUUGGUUCGCAAAAUCGUUGGCAAAUCGAACCCAGAAACCAAAACCGAUCCGAUCCCCAGCAUUAGCGUAUGUACGAAAUAAAUUUUAGGCACCGGAAAACGAGGAUCUUAACUCCCAGAUUCAGAUUCGUUCCAGGAUUUCCCAGGCGAUUUCCCUUGUGCAUAGCGAAACUAGUUGAAUUGUGUACGUAACGUGGGUAAAAGUCAUAGCACCAGAUCUAAACCAUCGUACUUUGCAGUAGACACAUCGCAGCGACACAUCUCAUGCGAUCCACUCAAAAACACACACUAUCACACAAUCGAUACAAAUUCAAAUUCAAAUUCAAAUCCAAAUCCGAAUCAAUAACCAAUUAGCACGAAUUAUACAAUAAUUUUUGUAAUUGAUUAGCCGCUGCCACACAAACAAAAACGAAAAUCGAAAACCAACAAGCAAAAUACACAAAAAAAAAACUCCGCUGCAGCGUACGCUAGCAAUUAUUUUUUACAAAAACCAAACAAAAAAAACUAUUUAAAAUAUGUAAAAAAAAAAAGAAGAGAUUUUUAAAAACCGAAACCAAAUUGGAAACACGAAAUUCUUUUUAGGCCAAAUGAAAUUACAUAAUUGUGUGCCAGGACAAAAGUGACAAAAAAUAUAUAAAAACAAAGGAAGCGUUAAAAUGUGUUGUAUUUGAUAUCAUGCAAGCAUGCACAGAAAAACCGAACAAAGGCGAAUAAUGAAAACCAAUUAAUAUAAACGAAAUUCAUAGCGUCAAGUCAAAUUUAAUUUAAUUAAAUGAAAACAUAGACUAAUUUAAUGGAAAGCCACACACAGCUAGCAAGCAAAACAAAAAGUCUCCAUAAAAUUGAAUACUCUAACCAUAGUAUUUCCCGAAUGAAACGUUUGCAUAGUGAAAAAUCGAAACUCCCCCACAAUGACAGACCCCUUCCAAAUAACAGUAAUUUAGUGAAAACUGAUAAAGAAACGUAAAAUCUAAAAUCCCACUUGAGACAGCUAAAAACUUUAAAAAAACUAAACUGAAAUCUUCUGUACUUGUUAUUAAAAGGAAAAUACAAAACGUAAGGAUAAAGAAAACAUAGAAAAUCAACAAAUUAUAAAAAAAAAAA